This is a messenger RNA of Paramecium primaurelia, 535 nucleotides long. The record is from the annotation of a GenBank genome assembly. Lineage: Eukaryota; Ciliophora; Oligohymenophorea; Peniculida; Parameciidae.
AUGCUUUCUUAUGGAAAUAGUGUCACUCUUUAAAUAUGCCAUUUCAAGACUCUAUUAAAUUGUAAAAUUUAUUAAUAACAGAAAUAUCUUGAUAAUUCAAUUCUAUUUGGAAUUAAAAAAUUAGCCUUUACGGUUAAGUUUAAAAAAUAUUAUGCAUAGAAGGCUAAUUUUGGCAUUCUUCUUUUACAUCCAGAAGAUCAAAGGAAUGAGAAAGGAAGAAUUUCAAUUUUAUUUAGAUAUAAAUCUCAUGAUCUGAAGGCUUAAGUAGAAGAUAAUGUAGAAAGAAUCAAAGAGAUUUAUUAAGAUUCAUUUGAAAAAAUGAAGAAACAAUUAGAAAAAAUUAAAAGCUUGAAUAUGUAUAUAGAACCUACUGAAAUUAAAAACAAUUUCUCAAUUAAGGAUCAAAUUGAAACAUAGAAUAAUUAAUAAUAAAAAAUAAUCAACAUAAAAAAAAUGAUGUUAAAGAAGUAAAACAAGCAAAAAAUAAAGCAGUAGUAUUAGUCAGGUAAAAGAAAGCAGUUGCAAGAAAUUAUGA